GAGAUGACGUUGGGUUUCGAGAAGGAUGUCAACAAGAAGCUCAAAAGUGCAACCAGGCAGCUUCCCGAUCAAGUCGCUUCGAUGGGCCGAUAGUUUGAUAUCUGGUGGUGGGAGUCUUUUUACAACCCAUCGGCCCGGUCCGUUCACUUGGAUAUAUUGUUGACUUUAAAGUACAUAACAACCGGUCACUUUACUCAACACCUUUUUUCCCACUCGAUUCUUCCAAUUUGCGUCUCGUGAGGCAAAAUCGAUGACACAUCUUCAUCGGUUAAUGCACUGAUCGACUACGGUAUUGGAAUAAAUUAUCGAGCAUUUCGCGCAACCGAAUAUUUCUAGCCUCCAUGUCCAGUUCUACAGAGAAGGAGUCGACAACCUCGGUGGGUUCAGAUACCACGUCUGUGACGAGGAAACUUCAAUACUGUGAUUAUUUAAUUGGUCCAUCUUCUCUGGAUCCAAACUCCUUGAAAUUGAGAAGCCCGCCCGAUCGUGGCCGUGGCAAGGUGAGGGCUGGAAGACGAAACGCCGGUGUACGGCGAGAUUCCAAGAGCCCGGCUUCACCGGACAGGUUUAUCCCACUACGAGACUCGAUUGACAACCAAGAUACGCCAUACAGAGUUGGAAAGGACCCACAAGAACUGUCACCCGAAGAGAGGCUUUUCCGCCGCCGCUCACCUGGGGAGGACCCCUUCACCCCUAAGAAAACUCGACAGUCAAAGAGUGCCACGAAAGCAGGCCGUGUUUUCAGUCCCCAUUUCGGGCCUCAUCUUGUAAACGACUCAACACCACCUGGAAGGUCAGCGUCGACCGGGGCAAGGGAUGCAACCAGGCGCGUGAGCAGUGGAGCAAUAUGGGCUGUUGGUGGCACUUCAGCUGCAUUAGGCCGACGGUCAACAGUGGCACUGGGUGGCCCGAGGGGUCUACUUUCAAAUGGGACUACAGCUCCGAUGUAUGCUGCCAAGUUCCUACCGCAGAUUCGCACUUCAGCAGAAGAUCGUGCAACAUAUGAAUCCAGAAUUGCACUGGCGCUAGACAUUGACCCUGCGGCCAGAAUUCUCAACAACUCCAACCUCUUAUCCGUAAUUGACCCGCUCCCGAGCCCUUCCUCUCCAGAAUAUGAGCAGCUUUCACCCCUGGUCUGGAAAGAUAACGCCUGGAGGAGGGUUGAGCGUGGUCAAUACAACAGCGUUCCGCUCAGUUCCAUAUAUAUUUAUCCAUCAAAGUCAGAAUAUCUACAUGCUGUAUUACAGAGAUCCCUGGUAGUGAGGGAGCCAGCAAAUUCGAGAAAGGACAAGGAUACCAUAGUUCCAAGCCUCCCAUUCCGAACUUUGGAUGCCCCUCUUUUGCGUGACGACUUCUACUGUUCAACCCUAGCAUAUUCCACCAUCGCCGGGACCCUUGCCGUCGGUCUUGGUCACCGCGUUUAUCUAUGGUCCGAAGCUUUCGGCGUGCAAAAUCCUCCUCUUGGAGAACACGAUUCCUCGAACUAUGUGACAUCUCUAUCAUUCUCUUCCGAUAACGGAGGUAGGAGCAUCUUAGCUGUGGGUAGGAAAUCGGGCAUGUUGAGCCUAUGGAGCACAUUUGACUCCGAUGUGCGCUUCGAGAUAAGCCAUUCAAGCACUAUUACCUGUGUCGCAUUCAAGCAGAUGAAGUCAAAGAGACUCUCAGAGAGGUCUGACGACAUCGAAGUGGAUACUGAAGACCUUGCGGUGGGCGACGAUCUUGGGAAUAUCUGGUACUAUUCCGUGGAAUGGCCAAAUAAAGAAGCAAGAGAUCGAUUUGGCUGGCAUGGUAGAGUCACUUUACUCGCAAAAAUAUCAGCUCAUACGCAACAGAUAUGUGGCAUCGCAUGGUCACCGGAUGGGACCUAUCUAGCAACUGGCGGUAACGACAACGCCUGUUUACUAUUCGAGCUGUCCGACAUUAUCCCUGUACGAGAGCUUGGUGUUUCAUCCAGAACAUGCUUGCCACAUCAAAACUGUCACCCUGAGGGCAUGAGCUGCCCCAACUCUUUCUCUUGCUUGGCAGCAAAUGCCAGUCGACGGCUCUUCAACCAGCGUAAUCUGUUGGCCAAUCUACUUCCAACGUGGACAACGUCACGAACUAGAUCAUUGUCUUCUUCUCUUCCUUCAGUCCUGACUCAGACCGGAUCGGUAGUUUCAGGUGGUGAUCGAACUGUCUUUGUCCCGUCAAAUCGUCAGAAACACAAGUUGGUUCAUGCUGCAGCUGUCAAGGCUAUUGCGUUUGCCCCCUGGCAGCCUUCGCUCCUAGCUACUGGAGGAGGUUCCAACGACCGAACAAUCCACUUCUUUCAUACACCUUCUGGUGCUUGUCUGGCGACCAUUAAUGUGUUCGCCCAGGUUACUAGUCUGAUCUGGAGCAAGACAAGAAGAGAGCUAGUUGCGACGUUCGGAUUUGCGCAACCGGAGCAUCCGUAUCGAAUUGCAAUCUUUGCGUGGCCAAGCUGCGAACAGAUUGCCGCAAUUCCUUGGGGUCCUCAUGGCACGAGCUGGGACAGGCCCGCCAACGACACUGUCGUCGAUUGUGGACGUGCACUUUGUGCCGUUAGCUACCCUGGGAGACCUCCCACGUAUCUUCACGAGGGGUUAGAUACUCCAGAAGAGUCCUCCAUUCCACGACCCCCAAUCCAUGAUAGUUUAACGAGCGGUGACCGAACAGGAGUUUCCCGGCGCCUGAUGGGGCGUGUGGUUGUUCGUCCUAGAGCCAAAGAAGGGGGUCUCUGGUGCUCACGUACCGUGGAAGAAGGAUGUAUUAUCGUAGCAUCUAGUGACCAGAGCGUCAAAUUUCACGAGGUAUGGAGCGGAUCAUCUAAACAUAAAUCUUCGGCCUCUGGUCCCUACGGGGGCAGUGAGAUACUCGAAGGGCUUGAAGGACUGGAGAACCCGGGUCGCGAAAUUAUUCGUUAGGCAAUUCUCGAGGGUAUUUGGGGACUAUUGAGUUCCUAAUCGGAGUAUUCUUACUCAAUUCAUCCUCAAUGACGAUGUAUAUCAGUUGGCCAAGCUAUUCUUAAAAUCUCACGACUAUCGUUUGUUAUUAAAAAGCGAUU
Messenger RNA from Aspergillus versicolor CBS 583.65, 3064 nucleotides. Its product is annotated as WD40 repeat domain-containing protein. The transcript has 4 exons. The coding region runs from base 342 to 2924 and encodes 860 amino acids. Gene Ontology annotation, cellular component: anaphase-promoting complex. Gene Ontology annotation, molecular function: protein binding; ubiquitin ligase activator activity; anaphase-promoting complex binding. The record is from RefSeq and is a predicted model, not a curated record. Gene Ontology annotation, biological process: positive regulation of anaphase-promoting complex-dependent catabolic process; positive regulation of ubiquitin protein ligase activity; anaphase-promoting complex-dependent catabolic process. NCBI's taxonomy places the organism in Eukaryota, Fungi, Ascomycota, Eurotiomycetes, Eurotiales, Aspergillaceae.